Molecule: messenger RNA, 598 nt
Organism: Myiozetetes cayanensis
Lineage: Eukaryota; Metazoa; Chordata; Aves; Passeriformes; Tyrannidae
Product: matrix metalloproteinase-14-like
Biological process (GO): zymogen activation; collagen catabolic process; extracellular matrix organization
Cellular component (GO): extracellular matrix
Molecular function (GO): zinc ion binding; metalloendopeptidase activity
Source: RefSeq, a predicted model, not a curated record
AAUUUUGGGGUCAUUUUGGGGGCUAAAAACCUGAAUUUUGGGGUCAUUUUUGGGUCGUUUCGGGCGGGGUUUUUUGGGGGCGUGUCCAAAUUUUUUUGGAAGGGGUGGGAGGAGCCUCCUGAUGGGCGUGUCCCCCCUCUGGCCCCUCCCCCCAGGGCGAUGCUCCGCCCCCGCUGCGGGGUCCCCGACAAGCUGGGGGCGCGGCUGAAGGCGCAGGUGAGGAGGAGGAGGAGGCGGCGCCGCUUCGCCCUCCAGGGGCUGCGCUGGGAGCAGCCCGAGAUCACCUUCAGCAUCCAGAACUACACCCCCAAGGUGGGCGAGGCGGGCACCGCCCGGGCCGUGCGCCGCGCCCUCCGGGCCUGGGCGGCCGCCGCCCCCUCCCUGCGCUUCCGGGAGGUUCCCUACGGCUCCAUCCGCUCCGGGAGCGCCCCCCAGGCCGACAUCAUGGUCCUCUUCGCCGAGGGGUUCCACGGGGACAGCACCCCCUUCGACGCCGGGGGGUUCCUGGCCCACGCCUACUUCCCGGGGCCUCACAUCGGGGGGGACACCCACUUCGACGGGGCAGAGCCAUGGACGGACAGGAACGAUGAUCUGGAAG